Molecule: messenger RNA, 950 nt
Organism: Phalaenopsis equestris
Lineage: Eukaryota; Viridiplantae; Streptophyta; Magnoliopsida; Asparagales; Orchidaceae
Exons: 5
Coding region: 173-781 (202 amino acids)
Source: RefSeq, a predicted model, not a curated record
CUACCCCUUUCCCUCUCCUGCCGGAAACCCUCAGUCGCCAUUAGAGUUGUCUCGGAAGCCAAAGAUCUCCGAAACUGUCAUUAUUCGCCUCCUCCUCUUCCGCUUCUACACAAAACCAUUAAGAAAGAUUUGAAGCUUACUUCAAAAGAAAGGAAAUAGAUUAGCAGGAGAAAUGUCAUACAUGAGGGGAGAUCUAUUGACUAGGAUGAGGAAGCUUGUGAAGGGACUUGCCAGACCAACCCCACUUUGGCUCAAGGCCAUGGAAGAGGCUCCUCCUGUAACGUUACCUCGAUCCGACGGAAAGAUAAAAAAUAUUGAGAUGCCUGAGGAUGUUUAUGUAAAGAAGUUCUUCAAGAAAUAUCCUGAUUCUUUAUAUCAUGAUGCUGUAAGGUUUAACGGAUUUAACCCUCCUCCUGCUCGUGUUUUUGCAUGGCGAGUUCUUGAACUGAAACAGCAGGGAGUUGCUGAAGAGGAAGCAAUGGCAGUGGCUGAUAUGGAAUACAUGGCCGAGAAGAAGGCGAAGAAGAACGCAUACUCGGAGCUAAAGAAGAUUUGCAGGCUGCAGGGAAAGAAACCACCUCCAAACCCUUAUCCGAGCCCCAUCAAAGAGAUACAGGCCGAGGAGAAGAAAUAUGUGAAGGAUCGCUUCUUCAAUCCCAAGAUUCUUGAGAUUGUGAGGAAGAUGAAGGCUGAGAGGGCUGCUGCAGUGCAGGAAAGAAUGGCGAAUAAUCCUUCUGCUCGGCCUCCUCCUGCUGCUGCUGGUGGAAGGGUGCCAUGGUGAUUUAAAACUUUUUGCAAUUUGUAAUAAAAUGUAUUGAUGGUUAAUUUGAUAGGGGGCAUAAUUGUUAUGCAUUUACAUAUCUAGCAUCUAAACGUUCAUAUUUGCAUGCAUGCCACGAACAUUUUUGAUAUUACAAUCACCAGUUUUGCUUUUUAAAUUGGAGGUACAA